CGCACAGUAACCGCCUGUUCUCUUUUAUAAGGAAUACCGCUUACGGAGAUCGAAAACAGUUAUUCUUUUUUCGCUGAAACUGUCUUUGAGAUAUGUUCGGAAUUAUUAUCAUGAUUCGUGUGGAUUGCAGUUUUACUAAAAGGACACAGGAUUAUUCCUGCAAAGCAAUGAGGCGGCAAGUACUGUUGUUCUUCUUCUUGGUUUUCUCUCUCACCUCGGUGUUCGGGCAGGUCAGCUACUCCAUUCCUGAGGAAAUGGAGAAAGGGUCUUUAGUGUGUAAUGUGGCUCAGGAUUUAGGUUUAGACAUUAAAAGGCUGAAAUCCGGCAGAGCGCGCGUUCAUUCUGGAGAUAGUGCCGAAUAUAUUGAGCUGAAUAGAGACCGUGGUGUCCUUCUUAUAAAAGAAAGGAUAGACAGAGAAACGCUGUGUGGCGACACGACGCCCUGUGCUUUACUUUUACAGAUGAUUCUGGAAAAUCCGAUGGAACUGUUUCGAAUAACAAUAGAAAUCACAGAUAUUAAUGACAAUGCUCCCAGCUUUGCAUCGAGCGAAAAGCGCUUCGAAAUCAGCGAGUCAACCAUCAUUGGGUCUAAAUUUGUGCUGGAGAAAGCCAUCGAUGCUGACAUCGGUACAAAUGGUCUCCAGAGCUAUUCGCUUAAUCCAACAAACAACUUUGCGCUGAAAUUAGAGAACCAAGCGGAUGGGAGUAAGAAGGUGGAAAUGAUUCUACAGAAGCCUCUAGAUCGAGAGCAAGAACAACAUAUAUUGUUAUUAUUAACUGCUCUGGAUGGCGGGCAGCCGCGUAUGUCAGGUACAAUGCAGAUCACUGUUAACGUGUUGGAUGCAAACGACAAUGCACCAAUUUUCACUAAGCCAGUAUAUAAAGCAACAAUAACCGAGAAUUCACCGGCUGGAACCAGCGUUAUAAUUGUUAGAGCAUCUGACAAAGAUGGAGGCUCUAACGGAGAAAUAUCAUACGCAAUUUCAAACAGCAAACGUCGUUUGUCCGAUUUAUUUCAGAUUGAUAGAAAAACUGGAGAGGUUAUCGUGAUCGGUCAAAUAGACUAUGAAAAAACGAAGCUCUUCCAAAUAGAUAUAGAAGCUACGGACAAUGGUGGGCUCUCUGAUUCCAGUAAGAUUCUCUUAGAUGUUACUGAUGUCAAUGACAACAGCCCUCAGCUGAAAAUACUCUCUAAGUCAGAUGCCAUUUUAGAAGACUCGCCUGAGAGUACUGUAAUUGCAAUGCUAAGCGUAAAUGACCCUGACUCUGACAGGAAUGGAGAGGUGAAGUGUAAUAUUAAUGAUAAUGCUCCUUUUAAAAUACUGAACACCAUGAAUGGCUUUUACAAUUUGCUGACAGAGGUUGCUUUAGACAGAGAAGUUGCGUCUCAUUAUAAUAUCACUAUGACCUGCGCUGAUGAGGGAGUGCCCUCUCUUUCCACCAGCGUCACUCUCACCUUACAGAUCUCAGACGUUAAUGAUAACGCACCCGUCUUUGAGAGGAGCUCGUAUGAGGCCUAUAUUGUAGAAAACAACACGCCAGGUCUCUCUAUAUUCACAGUCAAAGCCACAGACGAUGACUGGAAUCAGAAUGCCCGUGUUUCUUACAUACUGGAGGACUCCUCCGUUAACGGAGUGCCAGUCUCCUCGUAUGUGUCCGUUAGUGCUGAUAGUGGAGUCAUCCAUGCAGUGCGCUCUUUUGACUACGAGCAGAUCAAAGAUUUCCACUUCCGCAUAAAAGCGCAGGAUGGAGGCUCUCCUCCACUCAGCAGCAACGUGACCGUGAAAAUAAUGAUCCAGGACCAGAACGAUAACCCUCCUCAGGUUCUGUACCCAGUCCAGACUGGUGGCUCUCUGGUGGCUGAAAUGGUGCCUCGUUCAGCAGAUGUGGGCUAUCUGGUGACUAAAGUGGUGGCUGUUGAUGUGGACUCUGGACAAAAUGCCUGGCUCUCCUAUAAACUGCAGAAAGCCACAGACAGGGCGCUGUUUGAAGUGGGCUUACAGAAUGGAGAAAUCAGAACUAUCCGCCAAGUCACUGAUAAAGAUGCUGUCAAACAAAGACUGACUGUUAUAGUGGAGGACAACGGGCAGCCCUCUCGUUCAGCUACAGUCAUUGUUAACGUGGCGGUGGCGGACAGCUUCCCUGAAGUGCUGUCGGAGUUCACUGAGUUGACACACGACAAGGAGUACAAUGACAACCUGACUUUUUACUUAGUCUUGGCUCUGGCUGUAGUUUCCUUCCUCUUCAUCACGUGUUUAGUGGUUAUUAUAUCAGUCAAAAUCUACAGGUGGAGACAGUCUCGCAUCCUGUAUCACUCCAACCUGCCUGUCAUUCCAUAUUAUCCACCACGUUACUCAGACACUUUGGGGACAGGGACUCUCCCACAUGUGUACAAUUACGAGGUGUGCAGGACGACUGACUCCAGAAAGAGUGACUGUAAGUUCGGCAGAGCUGGUAGUCAGAACGUGCUGAUAAUGGACCCCAGUUCUACAGGAACGAUGCAGCGGAUACAGAGUGAAAAGAGCAUCCUGGAUGAACCAGACUCUCCUCUAGAGUCAACAUCCCGGCAUAUUGCGAAGCACACUCAGACAUAG
Molecule: messenger RNA, 2594 nt
Organism: Oreochromis aureus
Lineage: Eukaryota; Metazoa; Chordata; Actinopteri; Cichliformes; Cichlidae
Product: protocadherin beta-16-like
Exons: 2
Coding region: 93-2594 (833 amino acids)
Biological process (GO): homophilic cell-cell adhesion
Cellular component (GO): plasma membrane
Molecular function (GO): calcium ion binding
Source: RefSeq, a predicted model, not a curated record